Molecule: messenger RNA, 494 nt
Organism: Mercenaria mercenaria
Lineage: Eukaryota; Metazoa; Mollusca; Bivalvia; Venerida; Veneridae
Product: caveolin-1-like
Exons: 2
Coding region: 4-384 (126 amino acids)
Biological process (GO): caveola assembly
Cellular component (GO): caveola
Molecular function (GO): molecular adaptor activity
Source: RefSeq, a predicted model, not a curated record
ACAAUGGCAGAAGUCGAUCUUGUCAACAGAGAUCCCAACAAUCUGAAUGAUCACAUUAAGGUCCAAUUUGAAGAUGUGCUGGCCGAACCCGAGGGAGCCCGCAGUAUUGACUGCGUGUGGAAGCUCUCAUACACCUGUUUCAACCUCUGGCUCGGGAUUUGCUACAAACUCAUGACCCUCUGCUACGGAAUCUGUAUCGCCGCUGAGUGGGGAUGUGAAUUUGCCGCUAUUGCUUUCUAUCAUAUCUGGUACAUCACGCCAAUGUUGAGAGUCUGCGAGAUCAACUGCGCCGUGUUUACAAAGAUCACGAAGACCUGCUUGAGCUGUUGUAUAGAGCCAUGCUGCGAAGCCUGCGGUGCUAUCUUUAUUCACUUUAAGAAAUAGAAGCUUAAACGAUUAAGCGUUCAGUUCAAAAUUUACAGCAACUCAGUGUACUUUGAAUUCUGCGCAUAUUUUGAACAACGCCUAUGUUGUCAUUUGUUGUUGUUGUUGUU